This is a messenger RNA of Penicillium verrucosum, 216 nucleotides long. RefSeq lists its product as uncharacterized. The record is from RefSeq and is a predicted model, not a curated record. The coding region runs from base 1 to 216 and encodes 71 amino acids. The transcript has 2 exons. Lineage: Eukaryota; Fungi; Ascomycota; Eurotiomycetes; Eurotiales; Aspergillaceae.
AUGUCCAUAGACUUCUACAAUUGGAUGCAAGAUCAACGAUGCCUGGUUCCAACUGUGCUACCAAACCAACUGGAUUAUGAAUUGUUGAAGAGGUUGAUUGCACGGAGUAGUCACCCUGUGAUUGUCUUAACCCCCUGGCAGAUUAUUUUCAACCCCGAUGAUCUCAACAUUGUUGAUAUUGUUGAUGUUGAUGUUGUUGAUGUUGACAUUAUGUGA